UAAAAAUAUAUAGUUCGUGUAACGGAACUAUCUACUAUCUACUUCUUACCAAAGAGACACUAAAUAUUUGUUUCACGCACGACACAUAACAAUGUGUUUUUAAACAUUUCAACUAUUUUAUUAUUCAAGCUUCGUCAGCUGGCUCUUUUGUGAGUCUAACAUGAUGCAUUGCCUUGUUAUACAUCCGAGGAAAACUAGACAAUGCUUCCGCGACCCAACUUGAGCUUCACGCUCCCUAGCAUCCACGAUAAUACCAAACUCGAUUGUCGCAUCUACCAUCCGGUACGCUCUGAUCAGCCGCUUACACUGUCCGAUCCAUCAUGGCCUCGACAUGCUGCCGUGGUCGCCCACCCAUAUGCACCACUCGGAGGAACCUACGACGACCCUAUUGUACUUCUUGUGACUAGUACACUACUUCAUCUCGGUUUCGUGGUCGCGACAUUUAAUUUCAGGGGCGCCUCGUCCUCCAACGGUCGCACGUCGUGGACAUCGAAGCCUGAGCGAGCCGACUACAUGUCCGUCGCCGGAUUUCUCGUUUAUUACCUACACUAUUUGGGCGCUCCCCAGAACCAACCGCGCCAUAUCGAAGUAGACGAGAACUCGGCUCCAACUUUGUUACUUGCUGGAUAUUCAUACGGCGCCAUGGUGACGCUCCAACUCCCCCCUCUCGAUUCCUACCUGUCUCGCUUCGCCUCGCCUGCCACACACACCGCCUUCGCAGAUAUUCGACUGCGAGCACAGCACCUUGCCGAAGAGCAGGUAAUCAUGUUUACUACUCCUGCCUCGCCGAGAAAGUCGCUGGGCAUGCGUGUCGGUGGAAGUGAGGAUAUAUCACCAAAAGCCCGUGAUAAACAAAGAGCACAUUCCCCAGACCCAGAAGAGAAGAUACGGAGAGGCGUCAGGGACAUAUUAUCUCGGAGUAAGUUUAUACAUAGGAGACGUAACACUCCACCUAUCGAUCAAGGUACAGGAGGCGAUAUCGAAAUUCCAUGCUUGGAACAUGUCAACAACUUAAUCAGGUUUCGUACUGCCUAUCUGUUAGUGUCACCCCCGCUAGGCUUCGUUACGAAUUUGGCAACUAUGUCCUUUUCAAAUCUCUGGGCAAAGAAAAAGAAAGGUGGGCCUGCCAAAGACCACGAGGACGAUAGGAAGCGGGAAGAGGGUGAGGUUGAGGCCGAGGCGAAGCUCACCGCCAACCCUACCCUUGCUAUAUAUGGAGAUCAAGAUAGUCUUUUAUCUAUGAAGAAAAUGCGUGAUUGGGCUACGCAUCUAAGCUGUGCUGAAGGAUCUCAGUUCCGCUACGUAGAGGUCUCAACCGCCGGACAUUUCUGGGUAGAACACGGCGUUGCACACGAGCUUAGAGAGGCUGUUUACUCCUUUUCAGCCCGACUCGUAAGGGGUUGAUGGCUGUCGGAUGCCUAUGUGGAAGAGAAGAUGACAUGGAUCUAUUAUUUCCGAGGUCCAGACGUAGCGCCUUUGAUUUACCAGGGCUAUAAUUUUGGUUGCUUUGGAUAUAAUAUAUUAGACACGGUUCUAUUCUUGGUUGUAAAGGUACCUAUUCUUUGAAGUCAAAUUCUCGAUGCAUAAAUUCUUGUAGGACUUGUAAUACUUGUAAUACUUGUAAUACUUGUGGCUUAUAAAGAACCAGUCUAGAUCGAGUCUUGUGGUCCUCUAAUUGCUUACAUUUACAUAGAAUGUGUCUGGUUUAUGUGCAAUGUCAGAUGUACAACUCAACCCCACAUAUCGUUCCUAUAUAAGGUACCUUUUAUAAGCACUUCCCCGUAUUCUAUACUAUACCCC
This is a messenger RNA of Daldinia decipiens, 1800 nucleotides long. RefSeq names its product Alpha/Beta hydrolase protein. The transcript has 2 exons. Lineage: Eukaryota; Fungi; Ascomycota; Sordariomycetes; Xylariales; Hypoxylaceae. The record is from RefSeq and is a predicted model, not a curated record. The coding region runs from base 202 to 1404 and encodes 400 amino acids.